AUGGUGGAGGGAGCGGCGGAGCUGGAGGCCUUCCGUCGCCGUUGGAGAGCGGAAUUGUCUCGGAGCCGGAGGAGCGGCAGCGAUGCCCGCCCGGGGAGGAAGAGGCGGCGGCCGCAGCCGGAGCCCGAAGGGGCAGCAGCCCCGGAGCCCGUGCAGGGGUGGGGCGGCUUUGGGGGGAUCCCUCGUGGAGAGCCGGUCGCGGGGCCUUGCGUGCGCCCCUGUAGCCCCAGCGCGCUGGUCCCUGGGCCGCAUCCCGCGCCUGGCCCCGGCUGCACCCAUGACACCCCCGGAGAAGGGAAGGAAGACUUCCUGGGGCAGCUCAUCCGGGACUUGAACGAAAUAAAUGAAGUUCCUUUCUUUGAUGUUCAGCUGCCUUAUGAACUGGCAUUAAAAAUCUUUUGGUUCCUUGGUCGGACGGAACUUGGAAGGUGUGCUCAGGUGAGCAGAGCCUGGAAAGUACUUGCAGAAGACCAAGUCCUUUGGUUCCGGUUAUGCCAACAGGAAGGCUACAUGCUUGACAAUCAGGUCUCUGACUCUCCUUGCUGGAAAGUGACUCUCCAAGAAUGCCGUGCAAAGGAGCAGGCUUUAAGAACCAACUGGAAGAAUCGCAUUGGUGCUGUGAACCAGCUGCAGUAUGAACUUGGGAAAGUUCUGUGUGAUGUACAUUCUUGUGACGGAGUGGCUAUUGCUGGGUACACGUCGGGGGAUGUGAAGUUGUGGGACACACGCACCUGGGACUACACAGCCCCUGUCCUAGAACCAGAUCAUGUUUUGGCUGAGCCUGGAUCUCGGCCACACGCCUCCUUUGUGAGGAUAAACAGCUCGCUGGCAGUGGCAGCUUACGAGGACGGGACGGUCAAGGUGUGGAGCCUGAUGAUUGGUCGGGAGCCCAUCCAUCAUUACCAGCACAAUCAAAAGAUACACGCCGUGGCCCUUUCACCUGAGGGGGCAACUGUAGCAACGGCAUCCGCCUUCCACAUCAAAGUGGAAAGUGCCAACGACAAGGGGUACUGGGAGACCGUUGCAGACUUUGAACUCCAAAAACUGGUCAACUCGCUUAACCUGGUCCCCAAAGUUACAUGCUGUCCUGUAGCAGUCGCCGCCGCCGAUGAGGCCGUUUACCUUCUGAAGGCAGGAGAACCCGCAAAAGUUCUGCAUUCUGUCUACGGCCAGCCUGUCACGUGUCUGGACGUCUCAGCCAAUGAGGCGGCGUUUGGAGUCAAAGGCUUCAGCUGGCUGAUCAACGAAACCAACAAGAUCCUCCUCUAUGACCUGGAAACCGGACGGUGCAUCACACAGCUCGGCAGCUCCUUGGGCGACUUCUCCUGCGUCAACCUCCAGGAUAGCCCUCCUUGCAUGUUGGUGACCGGAAAUAAGGACAGGAGAGUGAGGGUAUAUGACCUCCGUAGAAGCGACCCUGUCUGCUCACUCUACGGCCACCAGCUAGGCAUCUCAGCAGUGCAGAUGGACGACUGGAAGGUUGUCAGCGGAGGAGAAGAUGGGCUGGUCUGUGUGUGGGACCAGCGGAUGGGCACCAAACUCUGGGAAAUGCAUGCUAGGCACCCUGUACGACACAUCUGGUUCAACAGCCAUAGCCUCAUCACUGCCAACAUUCCCAACGAGAAGACGCCCCGUGGUGCCAGCAUCAUGGACGAUGACCUGACAGCUCACCGCAGACACCGAGGAAUCAUCUACGCCUAUGAGUUCUCUGUGGACCAGCUAGCCGUGGAGAGCAUCCUUCCCAUCUGCCGCUCCUCUUACAACGAAACGGUUGGCUACAACUACAACAUUGGCCUGGCUGUCCCCUACGACAACAUCUAGGCAG
Messenger RNA from Euleptes europaea (tarantolino), 1825 nucleotides. It is a transcript of the gene FBXW8, whose product is annotated as F-box and WD repeat domain containing 8. Lineage: Eukaryota; Metazoa; Chordata; Lepidosauria; Squamata; Sphaerodactylidae. Gene Ontology annotation, biological process: protein ubiquitination; cilium assembly. Gene Ontology annotation, cellular component: centriole; Cul7-RING ubiquitin ligase complex; ciliary basal body. The coding region runs from base 1 to 1821 and encodes 606 amino acids. Gene Ontology annotation, molecular function: protein binding. The transcript has 11 exons. The record is from RefSeq and is a predicted model, not a curated record.